UGUGUAGUAUUGUUGUGUUUAGCAUGAAUGAAGUUGACUCAGAAAGCAUGCUGUCAGUACUUACAAACACGUUGUCUUGUGAAGUCGGAAUUAUCACUCAAAGAAAAAUGCCAAGAGUUGUGCCUGAUCAAAGAUCGACUUUUGAUAAUGAUGAACUCUUUCGAAGACUUAGUAGAGAAUGUGAGGUAAAAUACACGGGAUUCCGAGAUCGGCCCUUGGAGGAAAGACAGUUACGAUUUCAAACGGAAUGUAGGGAGGGUCACGCCGAUAUAGCCUUUGUAGCCACGGGUACAAAUUUACAGUUAAAUUUUGAAUCCAAUGCUUGGUCAGACAAAGAUGAGGAUAGAAUACCUACUAGGGAAUAUGUUGAUUUUGAGAGAGAACCUGGCAAGGUCCACCUAAAGUCCCAGUUUAUCAUGAAUGGAGUAUGUGUUAUAUGGAGGGGAUGGAUAGACCUACACAGAUUAGAUGGAAUAGGCUGUAUAGAGUUUGACUCAGAGAGAGCUGAGGUUGAGGACCAACUGUAUCGCCAACAAAUAGAACAGUACAACCAAAGGUUACGGGAGUUUGAGGAACGACAUAGACAGUAUCAAGAGCAACAGGAGAGACGAUCCCAUGAUGAGCAGGAGUUUUAUUGAAAUGCAGAUACAAUGACCUUGCUAAUGUCACUCUGGAAGAAAAAAAAAAUAUUUCUGAACGUUACUCCUGAAUGCUCAAAUGACCCCAAAAAAGCCUGCUCUGAUCCAUCUUCUGUGUCUGUCCAUUUCAGGAGGGUUUUUGAUAAACACCUAGGCUAGGUCAGACACACAUGGAGCUGGUAAAAUGAGUAUCCCCACGGGAUCUUUGUAAACCUAGUAACCACAGUGUGCGUGACUAUCUUUAUCAACCUUUCAUGGACAACUUUGGGAUUCGUACAUUCUUUAGUGCUUUCAAUACUUCAUUUUUCAUGAAGAACAAAAACUAUUGCUAUUUUUUUAUUUUCUGCUGAAAAGCAUUAACAUUGUAAAAUGUUUUGGAGUUGUUGCAUGUUUUUCGUGAUUGUUAGGAAACCAAAUCAUACUCAUUUGCCAGUUCUUCAGCAUUGGAAUAUGUUAUGCUUUAUUAUUUUGUUUAUAUUUUGUUUUAGAAAACUUUUGUUGCUAUGGUGAUAUUUAAAUCUUGAGUGAACUCAAUGUAAAGUUUAUUUAAAUUAAGAUUCAUCACAAUAUGUGUUCAUAUUGCAUAAAUAUAGUUUAUUCCCCAUUAUAGAGAAAUGUACAUUGAUGUGUGUGUAUAAGGGUAUACAUUAUAGCUUGUGUGAUAUCUGGAGAUAAUGUACUAUGUUAAAAGUGAUACAUGAUGCUCAAGGAACUCUUAUAAGCAAGAGAAUCAAAUUUUAUUGUAUAUAGAAAAGUUUAUAAAUGUAUUGUUAAUGUUGCACAUUCUAGUCAUUGAGGUGUCAAUAUAUCAUUUGAACAAUUCAUUUCAUCUCAUGCAGAUUUUUUAAAAGAUUUUAUAGUUUUCUUUUAUACCCUUAUAAUUUUAGCCUAAUCUGUGCUGUAAACACAAAACUUUCCUGUUCAGUUGGAUAUACUGAUGAAUGUAUUUCACUGAGCUCCUAUCAUUUUAAAAAUUGGGAUUUUAAGGCAAAACAUAUUUUAACAGAUUAAUUAAAGCAGAUCUAAUUGAUAUUUAUCUACAAGUGUGGUCUGUUUCCAAGAACAGCAACUCUGAGUGAAGUUAAAGAAGUUUCAGAAAAGUUUGGUUCUUUUCUGACACGUCCCAUUCCAUCACAUCUGCACUCUUGUGCACAAAUGCAGAAAAAUCAAUAAAUUUUGCAUCCAAAUUUAGAGUUAUUCCCCUUAAUUUAGCUGCAUGCAGUACUGUGCAAUAUGCAGGAGAAGAUACCUUGUCAUUUGACAUAGAACUUGAUGAUUGGAUAAAACACCAUAUUUGUUAAAAGAUACACUGAUUGAAUUAUAUAUGAAUUUUUAUAUUAAUAAAAAUGUUAUAUUUUGUU
Messenger RNA from Magallana angulata, 1999 nucleotides. RefSeq names its product core-binding factor subunit beta-like. Gene Ontology annotation, molecular function: sequence-specific DNA binding; transcription coactivator activity. NCBI's taxonomy places the organism in Eukaryota, Metazoa, Mollusca, Bivalvia, Ostreida, Ostreidae. The transcript is spliced from 6 exons. Gene Ontology annotation, biological process: regulation of transcription by RNA polymerase II. Gene Ontology annotation, cellular component: core-binding factor complex; nucleus. The coding region runs from base 24 to 638 and encodes 204 amino acids. The record is from RefSeq and is a predicted model, not a curated record.